GCGGCGGGCGGCGCCGCUGUGCGGGAGGAGACGGCGGCGGCGGCGGCGGCGGCGGCGGCGGCGGCGGGGCGGGAGACGGAGGAGGGCGGCGGGGAAGCGGCAUGGGCGCCUGACGCCCGUCCCGUCCCGCCGCCGAGGGACCAUGGCGCGGCCCUGCGGCGGGCGGUGGCUGCUGGGCGUCCUCCUCGCCCUGUGCCGCUUGGCCGCGCCGCUCGCCAAGAGCCUGGAACCGGUCUCCUGGAGCUCCGGUAACCCCAAGUUCAUGACUGGGAAGGGGCUGGUCAUCUACCCAGAGAUUGGGGAUAAACUGGACAUUAUCUGCCCCAAGGCGGAGCCGUCCAAGCCUUACGAGUACUACAAGUUGUACCUGGUGAAGAAGGACCAGGCAGAUGCCUGCAGCACCGUCAUGGACCCCAACGUGCUGGUGACGUGCAACCGGCCAGAGCAGGAGAUCCGCUUCACCAUCAAGUUUCAGGAGUUCAGCCCCAACUACAUGGGCCUGGAAUUCAAGCGGCAGCAGGAUUACUUCAUCACAUCCACUUCCAACGGGACGCUGGAUGGCCUGGAGAACCGGGAAGGAGGGGUCUGCCAAACACGCUCCAUGAAGAUUGUCAUGAAAGUGGGGCAGGAUCCGAACGCAGUGAUCCCAGAGCAGCUGACCACAAGUCGGCCGAGCAAGGAGGCCGACAACACCGUGAAGAUCGUCACACAGAGCCCGCGCAGCAAGGUCCCCGCGGUGGAGGAGCCCGGCAAGCCGGGAUCUGUCAACCAGGACGGCCAGGAGACCCAAGGUCCCAGCGAUGGCUUCUUGAGCUCCAAGGUGGCUGUCUUUGCGGCAAUCGGCGCUGGCUGCGUCAUCUUCAUCCUCAUCAUCAUCUUCCUUGUCGUCCUCCUGAUCAAGAUCCGCAAACGGCACCGGAAGCACACGCAGCAGCGAGCUACAGCCUUGUCCCUCAGCACCUUGGCCAGCCCGAAAUGCAGCGGGAAUGCGGGCUCCGAGCCCAGCGACAUCAUCAUCCCCUUACGGACUACAGAGAACAACUACUGCCCGCACUACGAGAAGGUGAGCGGGGACUACGGGCACCCCGUCUACAUUGUCCAGGAGAUGCCCCCCCAGAGCCCAGCCAACAUUUACUACAAGGUGUGAGGAGCAGCCUCGGCAAGCCGCCGAUGCAGGAGCACGGGAGCGCCGAGCACAGGGGGCAGCUGCCCCCAGGGUCUCCCCACGGGCGGUCUGGCGCCAGGAGGGAGGAAGCGAAAUGAACCCCACGGCACGGCGCGGGGAGCGCCAGGGUCCGGCGCUGGAGAGCGGAUGGCUCGCUCGCACACUCGCGCGCUGAAUUCUCCCCUUUGUAUUUAGUUUUGUAGUUCUCAGCUUUUGUAAUCCCGAGACUCGAGGGUGAGCCUUCAGCAUCCUCCUCUUCUUCUCCAGGACUGCGGCCGGCCAGGGGUGGGUGCCGUGCCUUUCCGUGCUCGCUUGGACACCGCGGGCAAACACAGAGACUCCACCUCCCCUUUUUCGCUUUGGGAUUUCCCCGCGUCACCCCUCUACGUCCUUGUGUGAAGUGCCCGUGCGCCUGGCGCCGCAGCGGCUGCCGCUCGGGUCCCGGAGCCUGGACCGACGCCGGGGCCGCGGCGAGGAGCCUCGGUCCGAGGAGGAGCAAGCAGCUGUGUGUGGGGAGGAGGAGGAUGCUUUGCCUAGGUGCCAAGAUGCAGACAACUGUGCAGGGAGGAAGCUGGCAAACCCGAUUUACUACUACUACUAUUAUUAUUAUUAUAAUUAUUUUAAUUUUUUUGUAACAUUUUUAUUUUUGUGAAUUCCGGGCGGGAUUCCGGCCCGCCGCCUUCGGGCACAUGCCAUCGCCUCCUUCCAGCACGCCAUCCCACUGUCCGCGGGGCAGACCCCGCUGCUCCCAGCGCUGCCCUUUUAAACUUUUGUGUUCAUAGCUGUUGACUCUUGUUUUAGUCUCUUUAUAAAAAGAAAGAAAGAAAAAAAAAAUAUCUAUACCAUGUCUCAAGCAUUCAGUGCGCGAGAGUCCGGGUGCUCCUCCUGUUCCAUGCGGAGCAGCAGCCUUGGCCUGGCAGCUCUUCCCAACGCCCUGAGGGUGUCCGACUGCAGAGAAAAGCCUUUGAUGAGGGUUUCCAUCGGGCUGGGGCAGAGCCUGCUGGAAGCAGAGUAGGGGGCAGCUGGAGACCAGGGGGUAGCUGCAGCCCCCGGUCUUGUCCGCCAACUGGUGAUGCUGUGGGUGGCUGUUCUUGGAAAGGAAAACUGGAAAACAAACAUUCCUGACCCACGGCUGGUGCUGGGGAGGCUGGGAGUGCCAGGAGGAGGCUGGUGCUUGGCGCUGGAAGCCCCAUGGAGGUGUAACACGGGUGGCUGUAGCCCCAUACUUGGCUUGCUGGGAGCUGAGCCGAUGGCUCCUGCCCCAGCCUGGUUUACCAGGGGAACCCGGUGCCCUUCUGUGGGACCUGUCUUUGGGGACAGGACCCUGCAGCGCCAGCCCCUGCCUGCCAUGCUUCCCACACAGGAGCAUCACCAGCCCUUGCUCACUCUGCCCUUCUGCCCUUGCCUUGCCCCUCUCUUGUCCAGAACUGGAAGGGUUGAGCCUUGGGCUCUUCUGGUGGAAUCAUUCCCAUCUUCAUCUUCCCAGGAGGACCUGCCAGCUCUGUGGCUGAUGCUGGCGAGCAACACAGGGCAGGUGGUGCACAGCCACCCCCCUGUCUGCAGCCUGUCCAGCCUGGGGGCUGGCGGCCACCCCCUUCUCCUUCCUUGCUUUCUUUUCCUUUCAGAAGUAGCUGCUUUUGCUCAGGGAGUGAGCGUGGGGCAGGCGGUGCUGCUCCCGGGGCAGCGGGCUUGCGGUGGCUCGAGGCCUGGUUUGUCCUUGCCUGUCCCCAGGGCCCCAAAACCCGUGUUAGGAAGUGCCCAUAGAGCGAGAGAGCUGCUCUGCAAAAGUGCCUUGACGAGGAGCGGGCAGGGGUGGCAGGAGGGGCAGAGCAGCGGAUGGGAAACCCAGUGGCUCGAUGCUGUGCUGGGGGUUUGGCUGCGGUCCUGAGUGGGACUGGAGCAUCCCGCAGCGUUGUGUUGUUGGUUGUUCUGUUAAAGGUAGGAGGCUGGGCUGGAGCAGAGCAGGCUGCCCCUGCUCUCCUGCACUCAGCAUCCAGCACUGAGGAUGGCUUCUAGGGCCCUAAAAUGGCUACUGCCCUCGGGAGAGAAGAGCCAUAGCGGGUGCUCCCCCCGGCCUGGCCCUUCUCCCUGGUCCCUCCAUGUAGCACCUUUUAGCCCCUCUCCCCCACUGCAUCCAUGCCAGCACUGCCUGCCCUCGGCUGCUGCUGAAGGGCUGGAGCCACCACAGCUGGGACCCCCCCAUUCCCUGUUGGAGUGGGGUCUGCCCUCAGAAAUCACAGCAAAUUGUGUCUUAAAGAAAAUCCCCCUUUCCCUCACUGGUGCCCUUUCCCAUCUGCUGCGUGGUGACCUGUGGUUCCUGAUGUGGGCAGUGGCGGUGGUGGAUCAGGAGGGAGCAGUGGCUGGUGUGGAGGAGGUAUUUGGGGGAUGAUUUAGUUUUGGUUCGUUUUGGAGGAGAAGGGAAUGAGUCUGGCCACAGUUGUGCCAAAAGCAAAGUGACGGUGGCUCUUACCCGGCUCAGUGGCUGUCCCCAGCCGGGCUGCAGCUCAGCAGCCCCAUCACCUCCAUUCCUGUUGCUGGGGGCAGCUGAGAAACCUUGUAAAUAUGUGAAGAAAGGGUGAAAUCUGAACUCUUGGUUUUUGCUGAGCACCUCGGUCUGCUGGGUCCUGAAAUGGAGUGUGUCCCUUCGGUUCUUUUCAUUGAAAGCAUUGAAGUUUGGUUGGUUUCUUUUUUUUUUUUUUUUUGUCUUAUUUUGUUUUGUUUGUGUAAAUACUAGUCUUUUUUGGAAGAAAUAAUGUAAAGAUGUUUUGUAUAAACUCUGAAUUAUUU
This is a messenger RNA of Pezoporus flaviventris, 3952 nucleotides long. RefSeq names its product ephrin B1 (gene EFNB1). Bases 143 to 1147 code for a protein of 334 amino acids. Gene Ontology annotation, molecular function: ephrin receptor binding. The transcript is spliced from 5 exons. The record is from RefSeq and is a predicted model, not a curated record. Gene Ontology annotation, cellular component: plasma membrane. Lineage: Eukaryota; Metazoa; Chordata; Aves; Psittaciformes; Psittacidae. Gene Ontology annotation, biological process: axon guidance; ephrin receptor signaling pathway.